Molecule: messenger RNA, 1219 nt
Organism: Rana temporaria (common frog)
Lineage: Eukaryota; Metazoa; Chordata; Amphibia; Anura; Ranidae
Product: CREB-regulated transcription coactivator 2-like
Exons: 6
Coding region: 1-687 (228 amino acids)
Biological process (GO): positive regulation of transcription by RNA polymerase II
Cellular component (GO): cytoplasm; nucleus
Molecular function (GO): cAMP response element binding protein binding
Source: RefSeq, a predicted model, not a curated record
AUGACAGCCAGGCAGAGAGCAUUUCCCAUUGUGAGACAUGACAGCCAGGCAGAGAGCAUUCCCCCAUUUGAUCUGUUGGUGUUGCAGGUCCAGGUGCAGAAGCUGCGGAUGGCGCACAUGAGGGGGUCCUGCUAUGGCGGUUCUCUGCCCAACGUCAACCAGAUCGCCAGCAACUCCCCCGAAUUCCAGUCUCCGCUGGACCCCUCCCGCAGUACCCGGCACCACGGCCUGGUGGAACGAGUCCACAGAGAUCCCCGCCGGAUGAUGUCACCACUACGCCGGUAUAUGCGGCAAUUGGACAGUUCACCGUACAGCACCGCCCACCUCUCCGCCCACCAGGAGGCCGGCUGGAAGAGGGUCCUCGGUAUGGGGGGUGGGGUUAUGUUUGUCCUCACUUUCCUUAACACACCAACUUGGACAGUUCACCGUACAGCACCGCCCACCUCUCCGCCCACCAGGAGGCCGGCUGGAAGAGCGGUGGACUCCUCUCCCCCCGGCUUCUCCAAGGAGAUCACCUCGGCGCUGUCCUCCGUCCCCGGCUUCGAAGGGGACCCCACACUGGGACUGGAGGACGACCUGAACAUCGAGCCGCUCACGCUGGACGGGCUGAACAUGCUGAGCGACCCGUACGCCCCGCUGACCGACCCGCUGGUGGAGGACUCCUUCCGCUCCGACCGCCUGCAGUGACCGCCGGCUGCGCCAGCCACUCACACAGAUCCAUAAAGGUUCUUGGCGGGGCCUGAUGGUUGGACGAUGAAGGUCCCCGAUAUAGAGGGGUCAUGUGACCAGCACUGCCGCAGCCCCCCCGUGGGCAGGGACCAGAGGCCCGCCCUCGUCAUUUGGCUCCGCCCACCGCGGGGAUCCUGCAGCUGAACUUGAACACAAUCUGUAAAAAAUUGUCAAUAGAUUUUUAUUUUAUUAUUCUAAAGAAGAGAAAAUCUAUUUACGAAAUGUAUAAAAAUAUAUUUUAUUACAUGGGAGGCCGAGAAGAGUGAGCGGGGGAGAGCGAGAAAUUUGCCGGCUGGAGAGGGAAUCCAAUGUAUUCAGUUUUGGAUGGAGGGGGGAGAGCGGACGUUUCUAUUGGCUAUUUAUUUCUGUCUGUGACCCCCCACUGGGGAGAUUCACCCUCACUUCCUGUCCCUGUGACACCCAUACAGGAAAUGAGGGGAGUGGCUGUCGCCUUUACAGGGAAUGAGGGGGCGUGGUCUUCAUCUGUACA